ACUCGGGUCUAACGCAACUUCGGAAAACGAUCCGAAGUUUAAAACUGCAUUCCCGACUGGAGCCGAGUGAUCACGAACUGCAGCCGAAGAUAGACGCUUCUCGAAGUUUCCCGAACCGUCCGCGAGUUACAGGCGUUUCUUUAGCCGGCAAACCAAACACACACAGAGCAAGCUCCUGUCUCUCUCAUACACUUACACAUACUCUUACUCACACACACGCGCACGCACGCGCGCAAACUAUCUAUCCCUCUCCGUGUUUUAUCCGCUAAUCUGUGUUUGUGUGUGUUAUAAUGUCAGAGCUGUGUUAUAACCGGGGCUGCGGGCAGCGCUUCGAUCCGGACAGAAACCCUGAGGAUGCAUGCACUUUUCAUCCCGGGGUUCCAGUGUUCCACGAUGCUCUGAAGGGCUGGUCCUGCUGUAAGAGACGCACAACAGACUUCUCAGAUUUCCUUAACAUUUCUGGCUGCACUAAGGGUUGCCAUAAUAAGGAAAAACCCCCAGAGCCUGUGAAGCCAGAGGUAAAGUCUUCUGGAGAGAAGAAGGAGCUGGAAGACCUGAAGCCCCGUUUUGAUGAGUACAUCAUUCAGGCUCCAAAACCUCUGGAGUUCAUCCAGAGACCCAGUGCUGAGGAGCCACUGGUGGACCUGCAGCAGAAGGUUUCACCGUCCCUUCAACAGGCACUUGAAAAACUCAAGCUAGCCGAGACAAAUGCGAGCACAGAGAAAGUCGAGGAUGGAAAUGAAGUGAAAUACGGAACGGUGUGUAAAAACAGAGGCUGCUCUAAGAAAUUCUCCGGACCAAAGAGCGACGAGGAGACAUGUGUGCAUCACUCUGGGGUGCCCAUCUUUCACGAAGGGAUGAAGUACUGGAGCUGCUGUCAAAAGAAAACAUCAGAUUUUAACUCAUUUCUGUCUCAGGAGGGCUGCAGCAAGGGCUCUCAUGUGUGGAAGAAUGCAGAUGGGAAGAAGGUGGUGCCCUGUCGGUUUGAUUGGCACCAGACUGGCGGUCAGGUGACCAUCUCAAUCUACGCUAAGAACUGUAACCCUGAGCUGUGUUCAGUGCAGGCCAACAGCACUACUGUGUGUGUGCGUGCGGUGUUCGAGGUGGAGAAGGAGUUUGAGCAGAAGCUGAGUCUGUGGGGGGUGAUUGAUGUCAGUAAGAGUGUAGUUAACAUCAUGGCUUCCAAAAUUGAAAUCUCCAUGAAGAAGGCGGAGCCUAUGUCAUGGGCACGGCUGGACCUGCCCCCUGCACAGCCUCCAACCAGUGGUGAAAAGAAGGGCGGAGAUUGAAAGAGCCUGGAGAGACUGUCUAAACCAUAGACUGUAUAUAGCUGGACAGAGCAUCGUCUCUUAAAAGUGAAGCCACCUCAGGUCGGGCGCCCCCUGCUGUUCGGCUGCAGAAAGCUGUGUAACUCCACCCAUCCCCAUAGGUUUCAAUGGCAAAACAGAAAACUUUCAAUCACUUUUUUUUUCUAAUAUACUGUAAUUCUACCUCCAUUAUUUAAAUGUAACAGCUAGUGUAACCUCUGCUUAUAUUGUCAAAUUUUUAUAUCCCCACAGAAUUCGGUUUUUAAAACGUUAUUCGGCUCUAUUCAAAAAAGGUGUGGUUAUGGUAAAAGGGCUGCUUAUGGGCGGGACCAAUAACAGACCGUCAGCUCCGCUCCGCUCUGCAGUCUGUGACCGCGAGGCAGCCCUCAGGGGCGGGGUUAUUUAAAUGAGUAGGCGGUCUCUCCACAGCCUUUCUCCCUCCUCUGGUCUCUUCUGCGCAGACUCUGGUCUCUGAAUCGCCAAAAUGGAGGAAGAUUUUGGCUUCAUUUUCAUUGAAUGAAUGGGAACGGCGACACGGUGUCCAUCUUUAUAUACAGUCUAUGGUCUAAACAAUCUCAUCUCCACUGAAACUGCAGAACCAUUACAGGUUUCUACCACACUGACGCUCUGGACCACAUCCACCUUUACACACACUCACCUGCCUUAAUCUGACACACUGUUAUCAGAAUGAGCCUUGAACAUCCGCCUUUACCCUCCCAUAAAGACUGGUUUUGUCUGACCCUCAUAAACACACUGACUCUUUCACUUUGUCGCUGUUUCAGUGGGAUUCUGUGUAAAAUGGUUCAUUGGAGAGACUGGAGAUUUCUUUACAGUGGUAAUGAAUAAAACUCAGUAUCAGUUAUGAUAACUGCAAUACACAUAUAGCAAUUUUAUUUAUUAUCCAAAUGCACCUGUGAACCUACACAACCUACACAAUCUUCUGAGAUUUAUAUGGAAUUAUGAUGAUGGUAAAUAAUGGAGAACGAAUACUGUUUUACUUGGGACAUUUGUUUUGCUGCACAAUGCCCUCCACAGGUAUGCCUUCACCAUGAAUGGAUUUAGAAAUAUAAUUAUACAUUUAAGUUCUUAAAUAAUUUCUGUUUGAUCUCUGUGUCUCACUUCCUGUAUGUAUGAACAAGUACAAAUCUGCCUUUUUUAUAUUCUAAUGUUGGAAAUACUGUACAAUAAGGGUUUCAAAUAAUAGUGCCUAUGACAGUAAUACACAUUAAUAAAUAGUUAAUAGUUAAGUAAUGUCUCAACUAGUUAUUAGUUGACACAAAUUAAGACUUUAUUAAACAUUACCAAAUUUGAAUGCUUAAGAAUAUUGCAAUAAUAAUAAAUUAAGACAAAUAAAUUAUUUUAAAACAUUGUAAUUAUUAAUAAUGGCUUAAUUAGUGAAUUAAUUAAGUGAAAUUAAGUGUGAAUUAAUAAUUAGUUUAGACAUUCUAUUGUAAUGACUGUUUAUUAAUGUACCCUGAUUCAGCUCAAUGUUGAGGAUACAUUUUUGCAGUUUUGCCUUUUUUUGCUCACCUUUAGGUCAUACAAAAACCUGUGACCCCUUUUUCUCACCAAUCUCUGCCUUAAAGAACCAGUAAAACCUCUAGUGCUGAUCACCAGCUCCUCCUGUCUUUUACACUAAGUUGUUGAAUGUCCUACAUGUCCAUCUCUAAUCAUAUAGAUUAUUUAUUUAUUUUUUUGUAUUGGUAAAAUGUCUUUUGGAAAGAGAAUCUUUUUAAAAAUUCACGUUGUAUCAGGGUCAGUGGUACAAAAUUACAAUAUUGAUCCCUGUGAAUAAAAAAAUACAACUCCUGUUA
Messenger RNA from Astyanax mexicanus (Mexican tetra), 3121 nucleotides. It is a transcript of the gene chordc1a, whose product is annotated as cysteine and histidine-rich domain (CHORD) containing 1a. The record is from RefSeq and is a predicted model, not a curated record. Lineage: Eukaryota; Metazoa; Chordata; Actinopteri; Characiformes; Acestrorhamphidae. The transcript is spliced from 11 exons. Bases 291 to 1289 code for a protein of 332 amino acids.